Molecule: messenger RNA, 405 nt
Organism: Cicer arietinum (chickpea)
Lineage: Eukaryota; Viridiplantae; Streptophyta; Magnoliopsida; Fabales; Fabaceae
Source: RefSeq, a predicted model, not a curated record
AUGAAUGACACAAACUACUUCUUUGAGAAAACAAGCAUGUCAUGGAAGAAGAACAUAAGGAAGAGAGCAGCUAGAAACUUUCAUGGAAAGUCCUUCUGCAUAAUAAGGAUUCCUUGGAGGUCAGAAUUUUCCACCAUUGAGUUUCUAAAGGGUGUUGCAGAAAGAGUGAAAAAACUUAUGUGCUGUUCAUCUGUGAGAAAAUCUUCGAACCGAGUUUCGUCUUCAAUGGAAAGAUCAAAGACCAUAGGGAUUUCUGUUGUUGAUUAUUAUAGGGCAGCUGCUGUUGAGGAUUGCAUUGAGUUCAUCCACAUUCAUUCUUCCUUUUCUAGAUCAAAUUCUUUAACCAUGGCGCCUCGAGAAGAAUUUACGCAUUCUUCUUUAAGGAAAUUUGAUCAUAGAACCUGA